This is a messenger RNA of Clarias gariepinus (North African catfish), 721 nucleotides long. Its product is annotated as ladderlectin-like. The coding region runs from base 18 to 599 and encodes 193 amino acids. The record is from RefSeq and is a predicted model, not a curated record. Gene Ontology annotation, molecular function: signaling receptor activity. The transcript is spliced from 8 exons. Lineage: Eukaryota; Metazoa; Chordata; Actinopteri; Siluriformes; Clariidae.
UCAUCAUCAUCAUCAUCAUGAAGGUUUGGAUUGUGUGUGCACUGCUGUGUGCUACUUUUACACUGAGAACUACCACAGCCGCAGCAGUUGAGAAUAAAUCUGAGCAGGAACAGAGAUCUCCAGGAGAAGCUACUGAACUGGCUGCGGAAGAGGUGGUUGAGGCAGCUGAGGAUAAGGUGGAAGCUCUUAAAUUAGAUGCUGAUGCUGAAGAUAAGUAUAACUACUGUCCGUCUGGAUGGGUUAAAUAUGGAUCACGCUGCUUUCGUCUAAUGAGGACAACUCAGUCCUGGCUCAACGCUGAGGCUCAGUGUGUGGCUCAAAAGGCAAAACUUGUAUCUGUACACAACCUUGGAGAAUAUAACUUUCUGCAAAGUUUGCUUGACAUGGCUGGUGUAACAUACGCUUGGAUUGGAGCUUACUACUUUCAGGGAGUGUGGCUGUGGGCUGACACGUCUCGGUGGAGUUACAGUAAUUGGCAGUCACUGAACAGUGUGUCCAGCUACCCAUGUGCUUACAUGAGGAACAAUGCUGGAUGGUAUAACACUAACUGUGGAAGUGGAUAUUCAUACGUCUGUGCUAUUGACCUACAAGCAUGUUAAGGGACAUAAAUGAAAAAAUACCCAUUAUUUUAAAACUGACAAGAUUAUAAGCAAAAUAUAUGCUCUUUUGUCUGGAGAAGACUUGACCAAUGAACACUGUUUAUGUCACUUAAUAAAAACAU